Callorhinchus milii (elephant shark) is the source of this 4094-nucleotide messenger RNA. It is a transcript of the gene rcan2, whose product is annotated as regulator of calcineurin 2. Gene Ontology annotation, molecular function: calcium-dependent protein serine/threonine phosphatase regulator activity; nucleic acid binding. Gene Ontology annotation, cellular component: cytoplasm; nucleus. NCBI's taxonomy places the organism in Eukaryota, Metazoa, Chordata, Chondrichthyes, Chimaeriformes, Callorhinchidae. Gene Ontology annotation, biological process: calcium-mediated signaling. The transcript has 6 exons. The record is from RefSeq and is a predicted model, not a curated record. Bases 98 to 844 code for a protein of 248 amino acids.
CUUCCACCACCUCUCUGCUGUCAGGUCAGGCUGAUUGAGAGUAAAGGUAACAGAGCUCCAGUCGAAAGGAAAGGGAGAGUUGCAGCCAGAUACAGGGAUGAGAGGAGACGGUCCGUUUUCUGGGAUGAGGAACCUCAAGCGCUUUGGUGACAUCGAGAGAGCUGUCGCCGGGAACCUUUUCCUGCUUCGGGCUGCAAACGGGGAGCUCCAGAGCAUCAGCGAUCCCGACGAUCACAUCCUCUCACAGCAGGACUUCGACCAGAUAACGGAUUUCAACGACCUGCCCACCUCACUCUUUGCCUGCAACGUACACCAGGCUGUGUUCGAAGACGAGGAAGGAAGGGAGAAAUUUGAAGCGCUUUUUUUGGCAUAUGACGACCAUGCCACAUUCCAGCUGUUCAAAAGUUUCAGACGUGUGAGAAUCAACUUCAGCAAUCCCAAGGUAGCGGCCCGUGCCAGGAUAGAGCUCCACGAAACAAAGUUCAAUGGGAAAAAGCUAAAGCUCUACUUUGCACAGGUCCAGAACCCAGGCGGAGAUAACCUACACCUUGCCCCUCCUCAACCAGCAAAGCAGUUUCUCAUCUCCCCUCCAGCGUCACCGCCUGUGGGCUGGCAGCAGAUUGACGAUGCCACACCAAUCAUCAACUAUGAUCUCCUGUAUGCAGUGGCUAAGCUUGGGCCUGGAGAGAAGUAUGAAUUACACGCAGGAACCGAAUCGACUCCAAGUGUAGUGGUCCAUGUUUGCGACAGCGAAGCAGAGGAUGAGGAAGAAUCGAAGAACUCUCCUAAACCAAAAAUAAUUCAAACCAGGCGCCCCAAUCUGCCACCAGCCAUGUCCAAUUGAAACACUGAUACACAUUUUAAGACGAGUAUCAUCCAGUGCUCUCUGCUACAGCCAUACUCUACUGAAAGGGACAAUUGUCUGUCAGUCACAGAAGCAUUUGUUUUCAAGCCCCUUCCGUGUCUCUAGGCCUAUCAAAAUAGGAUGGAAGGGGUUACUAUGUGUAUGCCUAUUUGUCACAUACAAACUAGUGUCUGAUCAUAUCAUUAAAGCAUUCAUUUAUGCUAGAAUGUCAUUAGUAAAACCCAGGAAUGAUAGUAAAGCUUGGCAUUUUAAUUCCAAGACAAAUUUCAUCUGAACAUAUUCAGCACAUGAUAACCUGGUGUUCUAAAAUGAUUUGAUGUUAAUGUUUGAUCCUGUUUUAGAUUAGACUUAGCAAAGUCUUGAGGCAUACAUCUGCCAUGUUCUACAACUUGGUCAGAAGUUCAAAGGUUGAAUGAAAGGUCUGAGUUUUACUUUUUUGACAUUGAGUUGUCAAUUGUCCUUGAUGAAAACUCUGCGAGACUAUUAUGUUGAAAAACAAAGUGUAUUGGCAGUACUUGGGGGAAAGGUUCACUUGUAUUCACACUGAUGUGCAGUAGGUAAUGUUGCCGUCCUUUAAUAUAUUAGAUAAUAUAUUACUUGUGAAAAGAUGCCGCUGUAACAUGUCUUUUUAUCACUCUGUUUUAAUAUUGGUAUACAUGUAUUGACUGUAGCUAUAUCCACUUAUUGAAAUGAGGAAUGAUAAAAUGGAUACAAAGAAAGAUAGACAAAUGUUAUCACACCAAUGAAGUUUCCUGACUGCAUGUUUCUAACCAGGAAGAAUACCAAUAGACCAUAUUUUGAAACCUCUCGCUGCAGUGAAGGACUCCUAUUGUGCUGACUUUGUUCAUGGAUGAUUGCUUUACACUCCAGUCUAUGUAAGAUUGACAACUUCACCUCUUGUAAUGAAUAUUUUUUAAAAUCCCAUAAACAUUGAAAUUAAGAUUUAAAAAAAUCAAAACAAUAUCUUUACACAAUCUUUACACAUAUUUUGUCAGUAUCUUGUAAUUUCUCUUUUUAUUGUACUAUUCGCAUACACCUCAGCAUGACAAUCAGAGGUGUCUAAAUAUUUGCCUGAAAAAUAUGGUCUAUAAGUAACUUGAUGCUUUAAUACUAAUGCAGUGUGCAUUCAAGGUUUUUGUGAUGCAGGUUCCAGAGAUACAGUGGAGUAAAUAUGAAGAAAUAGAACUCAAGUCUAUCAACAAUUAAAAUAAAUAAGUUGGUAAGAUUUCUCUUGAUUCUGGUCUGUUGUUAAAAGUCACAAGGGAGGGUCAGAAGGUAUUCCACCAAAGUUGGAUAAAGUUGGGUUAUGAUUAUCAAUGUGAAAUAGCCCAAUGUUUUUUUAACUUACUUUUUCAGAUUUAUGUAACUUUUUUUUAAAAAGGCUAACAAUACCACUGCCAUAAUAAUUUGCAAUUAUUGUAGAUAAGCAUUUACUCUUCUUUAUUCAAUUAAUCAUAUCUAUCAAGGACAUUGAAUGAUUUGUAAUGCUCUUUGCAUUUAUGUAAUGUAUACAUCACUGAUCUGUUAAUGCCCCAGUAUGUACCAUCUCUUAGCUGAUGUGUCAAGUAAGAGGUCUGUACAUUUCUGUUGAAUUUCAACUGAGUUUUUCAUUACGUCAGUUUACUUUUCUCUUUGCAGUUGCAUGACAAGACAUUGAUAGUAAAAAAAAGUAUUCUGGAAUAGUUUGGCUGAGUGCAAAAAUGUUAGAAAAUGAAAAUUGCAAUGAUUAUGCUAAGAAAAUACAAAACAAGAAUGGAACCAUUGUUUAGAUGUAUUCAUUCUGAUGCAGAUAUUAUUGUAGACCAAUACAGUCAAACCUCAUUACAAAAACUGUUCUCUUUGGUCUCAGCUAAAACUUAUUUUAUGUCAAGAAACCAAAAGUGGCUUGAUAGAUUCCGAUGCUGCUGGAGUGGGCUCACAUUCAGCUGACAGCUGAUCAACAUAAUCCCCUGAGUGACUCAAAUUUGCCGAAUCUUAAUCAAGAAAUGAAGUGUAGACUUUACUUCAGUGAAACAGUUCAUUGGAGGUGGGAGUAGAGUUGAUAGACCCAUUCCUUGCAGAAAGUACACCUCCUGCGAGUCACUCAGCAUAGCCCAGAACGUCUCUGGACCAGACUGCUUCACCUUUUCAAAAUAAAAAUACUGUGACGGAGAGCUAAAGAUCCUUAUGACCAACCCAGUUAUAUGAAUCACAAAACCUCAAUCUCACUCUCGUCACUGACAGCUUCCGCAGCUUCUUUCUUAUCAUUACUCUUCCAUUCAGGUCUUCCUGAACACAGCCUCACAAGCUCAGUUUGGCUGUCCACAUGAUCAUUACCCAACAGUUUGAGACCUAAACGGUCAUUCCUCUAACAAAAGGGGUUCAAUGUAGUCAUCCUCAGUGUUGACCAUGUUGAACUCGAGGUCUCAAUGCAUUGCCGACCUUUUGCGUCCACACAAAGCAACGGGCGGGUGGCGGGGGGGUCACUGUGUUACUAAUAAUGAGAUUUGACUGCAUUCUCUAGUGCUUCAGUGUAUAAUUAGAAUAUAUGUUUAUUAGUAAAGGCUAGUAUUUGGCGUUGUCUGUGUUAUUCUGCGUCUUUGCCACUGAAUGGGUGCUAGUAAUACUUUUUAAAUUAAUUGCCUUAUAUAUGUGUGUCUAGUAUGUCUAUUGUUAUUUAGUUUGUGCACGAAACUGUGUCUUGCUGUUCAAAAUUGUGAUGCUGUGGUCCUCAUGACGAAUUGUAUCUGUGCCUUCUCUAAGAUUUUACAAGAGGCGCACUCCCAUAAACACAAGUUAACUUUAGAAAAAAAUGCUCGACUUAUAAUCUAUAUUUUAGACAUUUACAUUUUAGUUGGAAGUUUUUGUGAUUAAACAAUCAUGAUUAUUGGUCAUAUAAACCAAUGUUUCAUUUAAAUCCUUUUGAAGAAAUUAUUAUUACUAUUUCUGUAACAUGAUUUUGCUCUUUUCAAAAGCCCCAUUGGGCGUUAGUUUUAAUACCAGAUGAGCCUAUGCUUUGCCACUGAUCACACUGCACCUUAUUAGGUAACUGCUGCGUAUUGGGUUUUUAUAUAGAUGUCCUAUGAAGGUGUGAAAGUCAGGACAGACUUAAUGAACACCCCAGUGAUACAGAACAAGAUAACUAACCUUACAAAAGUGUAAACAGUAACCUAUUAAUAACCACAAGAGGAAAAAACAAAUUAAGGUUUCAAGACGCAAUAUGUAAAUAAAACGUUUCUUCACAUUGUCA